Messenger RNA from Trichobilharzia regenti, 1335 nucleotides. Lineage: Eukaryota; Metazoa; Platyhelminthes; Trematoda; Strigeidida; Schistosomatidae. The record is from the annotation of a GenBank genome assembly.
AUGACUUAUGGUAAUCAUAAGUCCAAUGAAAUGACAUCAUGUUCAAAGCUUUCUAAGCUUAUGGAAGAAAACAGAUCACUUCGUAUGACACUCAGAAUGGAGGAAAGUCGACGUAAAGCCGUUUUUAAUAUGAUGCAAGAAUAUUUAGGUAAUGUUAGAGUUUACUGUCGAUGUCGGACUAUCACGCAUUCAAUACAGUGUGUUCAAAUUCAUUCUCUAGACACGUUGUCACUUUAUGUUGGAAAUAAGAAUAAUAUUGAACAUUAUAAAUUUGAGCGUGUAUUUGAUGGUUGUUCCAGUCAAGCAGAAGUGUACACAGAAUUGAUGCCGUCAGUCUGUUCAUUUCUAGACGGUUACAAUGUUUGCUUUUUAACUUACGGUGGUGAAGCAAGUGGUAAAACAUAUACUCUCUUGGGCCCGGAAGAUCGCUCCACUGAAAAUCAGGGUAUCGCACAACGAGCCCUGCAUACAAUUUUGAGAGAGCGUGAUAUCAGACAACCCGAAUGGAAUUUUCAGCUACUGGUUACAGUUAUCGAAGUCUAUAACGACACAGUGACUGAUCUUUUAAGUAUGCACACAGGAACACCUGUUCGUAUUGAUAUGAGUCUGGAACAAAUAAAGGAGAAAUUGGAAACAAUUGCCAUUGAAAAUGACUCACAUGUGGAGGGACUGUUGAACAUUUGUCGUCAGCGUCGAAAAACGUGUAGUACUGCGCUUAAUCCACACUCUUCCCGUUCCCACUUACUCAUAUUUGUUCACUUACGGGCUUGCAGUCGGAUUCAUGAAAGUGAAGUUAGCAGUGUUUUGGCGUUGUGUGAUCUUGCAGGUUUUGAGGAUAUAAUUAAAGCUGAGACGUCAAGUGACAAAAUAUCUACUAAGGAAGCAGGAUACAUUAACAAGUCUCUAACUGCUCUGAAUCGAGUUUUCACGGCACUACGCACACAAGAUCCUAACAGUAUUUCUUACAGGGAUUCAAAGUUAACGCACAUACUAAAACCAUUUUUCACGCAGUCUGGUAAAUGUAUACUUAUUGUUACUAUCAGAACGGACAAAAGUAGUAUCAGUUCGACGCAAAAUACUCUUCGAUUUUCCAAGAUAUCGCGUGGUGUUAACCUAGGAAGACCAAAUAAGAAGUUCAAUUUGGAUAAACUAAUAGACAGUCUUAGAAAUGCAUAAAUUUAAAAUAAAAAACAACUAAUAAGUACUCGACAAACUUCUAUGAAGAAUGGAAAAAAUUAUUCUUACAUGAAAAUUCCCCUUUUCGGAAGGAAAUAUCCUAAAUUGUACAUUUUAAUUUCAGAAAGUGAUGUUUUCUAUUUCGUUUAUAAAUGUAUC